Messenger RNA from Chenopodium quinoa (quinoa), 618 nucleotides. RefSeq names its product GATA transcription factor 18-like. NCBI's taxonomy places the organism in Eukaryota, Viridiplantae, Streptophyta, Magnoliopsida, Caryophyllales, Amaranthaceae. The coding region runs from base 288 to 578 and encodes 96 amino acids. Gene Ontology annotation, molecular function: sequence-specific DNA binding; zinc ion binding. Gene Ontology annotation, biological process: regulation of DNA-templated transcription. The transcript has 4 exons. The record is from RefSeq and is a predicted model, not a curated record.
AGGUUGUUUUGUUUGAGAGAACCGACAGAAAGGGUCCUGGUGGACCUAGAAGAGAUCUUGUUAGUAGGCAUCCUGAGUUUCGCUAUCAGACUGAGUUUUAGAGCCAUGAACCAGAGCUAGGUAUCUUCAUUGAAUCGGCUGUCAUAGUUGAUGUUUGUUUCUCUUCCUUUUUUUCCUUAAUUUUGCAGGAAAAGCUCACAUAUUUACCUUUUGGUUUCAGUUUGAGUACCUAAAGAGUUUAGAGAUUGAGGAGAAAAUUAAUAAGAUCAGAUGGUGUGAGAUGGCUAAUGGCGCACUAUUUCUUCUUUCCACUAAUGACAAAACCAUCAAAUUCUGGAAGGACUAGGAUGCACCGCAAGAAUGGCCAAUUUGCAUCUUUGAGAGAAGGUUCGGCAUCUUUCAAUUUGGAAGCUAAAAAGAACAUAGUGGUUGGUAGAAGCCUGGGACUAGAAACUGUUUCAAACAAGUGUCAGCAUUGUGGUAUUAGUGAAAAUGAUACACCAGCAAUGCGACGCGGACCAGCUGGUCCAAGAACCUUGUGCAAUGCUUGCGGACUGAUGUGGGCCAACAAGGUGUGAAUUCAUAAUAUUGUAUUUAAAAUGUUUUAGAGUUGAGAUU